AUAGCUACUGGUAUCUUGAAUCCCUGCACAAUCAAUCAAAUAAAACGAUAUACAAAUUCACAAACAACUACUAAACUGACGAGAAUUAGUGUAUUUUAGUGGCAAGACUACUACUCGUUAAACAAAACCAAAUGCUUGGAACCGUACCGAAACAACAAGAAGCGAGCUCAAAGAAAUUGGACCUUGGAAUGUUGCGGUCAACAUGAAGGCUACGUUACUUUGUUCUGUGUUUAAAAGCUUGUGCAACAACUUUAAAUAUAUGUUCUAAUUCAUUUCAAUAAUGGCAUCACCAACAUUGAUACUCGAUAUGGGUGGUGGAUCACUGAAAAUUGGAUUUUCUACAGAUCCUCAUCCCAAAAUUAUCGAUAAUUCCAUUUUUAAGUCGAAAACGCUUGGUGGUCGUACAUUCGUUGGAAAUGAAAUAGAACAAUGCAAUAAUUUGUCGAGUUUAUUUUGUGUCAUGCCAUUCAAAAAAGGCUAUAUUAACAACUGGGAGGUUCAAUGUCAAAUUUUGGACACAACUCUUAAAAGCAUAGUUAAAACAAACUCUCAAAAUUCUUUAUCUGAUCAUAAUCUAAUUGUUACUGAGCCGUAUUUCAACUUUUCAUCAACUAAAGAAGCUAUGAAUGAAAUCUUUUUUGAAGAUUAUCAAGUGGCUGGUUUGAUCCGCACAAAUCCUGCAUUUUUAAGCGCUUACAAAUAUAGAAGUGAAUCAGCUCAACGUCUUUCAAGAUAUUGUAUAGUUAUUGACUCUGGAUACUCAUUUACGCACAUUGUGCCCAUGGCUGAUGGAUUUGUUAUGAAAGAUUUCGUCAUACGGCUAACAGUAGGUGGGAAAAUUCUUACAAAUCGUUUGAUUGAAGCUGUAUCCUAUAGACAUUUGGAUGUUCGAAGUGAGAUAUAUAUAAUGAAUCAGUGCAAAGAAGAUGUAUGUUAUGUAUCCACUGACUUUUGGCAAGAUAUGAAGAUUUCUCGAUCGAACCAAAAAUCAAAUAGCAUUUUAAGAGAAUAUGUACUACCAAACUAUGUCGAUGUACACCGUGGAUAUGUUCGUGAUCCGAAUGCGGUGGCUUCUGAAAAUAGUGGUAACGAUAAAUCAGAACAACGAGUUUCCAAUCUGUCACAGCAAGGAUAUGUAUUGCGUUUGAAUAAUGAGCGUUUUACAGUUCCUGAACUGAUUUUCCAUCCAUCUGAUGUGGGCUAUCAAGAAAUGGGGCUUACAGAAGCUAUCCAUUACUUAAUGAGUGAACGAUUACCGGCUGCAGUAAGACCAGGAGCUUGGGCAAAUUUUAUGGUUAUGGGUGGUAAUGCAUGUUUUCCAGGAUUUGCUGAACGAUUACAAAGAGAUAUUCGUACUCAAGCACCUGAUGAUCUUCCAGUAAAUGUCUUUAAACCCCCUAAGUAAGUUGUAUUUUUCUUCUACUAACUCUCAUUUUUAAGAUAAAUUCUAAAAGCUGCUUUUUGAUUGUAUCAAAGACUAUGACAUGUUAUUUGGAGUGUUUUCUUCGAGUGGUAUUCGUUGAGAAUUUAUAGUCUUCCUUUUUAUUGGACUUCUCAGAAGACAUACUUUUGAAAGAAAUACCUGUUUCCUCCAACUUACUAUAGAUCCAUCACUUUCUAAGAAAUCUAAUCAACAUCAACAACAAGGAAUUAAUCUUGUUGAGUGAAGAUGCUGAUAAAGGGUGUUUCAUUUGCUUUCGGAGACUUCGUCACUUAUGUCCUCAAACCUACGCUUGGGAAGGUGGUGUUUUGUUUUGUCAAAAUUCAGAUUCAUUCAAUCAUUUCUUAGUUACGCGCAAAGAAUAUGAAGAGCAAGGAUCUAGUUAUUGUGAAAAACGAUUCCCUAUUUCUUGAAUUUCUAUUAAUAUUUAUGCUUUUGUACAAUGAGACAAAGAAUAUGUAUAAAUUUAUUCAAUAUAUAUAGGAAUAAUAAUGGUAACAACA
Messenger RNA from Schistosoma curassoni, 1944 nucleotides. The record is from the annotation of a GenBank genome assembly. NCBI's taxonomy places the organism in Eukaryota, Metazoa, Platyhelminthes, Trematoda, Strigeidida, Schistosomatidae.